This is a messenger RNA of Castor canadensis (American beaver), 3171 nucleotides long. It is a transcript of the gene Patz1, whose product is annotated as POZ/BTB and AT hook containing zinc finger 1. Gene Ontology annotation, molecular function: protein binding; DNA-binding transcription factor activity, RNA polymerase II-specific; RNA polymerase II cis-regulatory region sequence-specific DNA binding. NCBI's taxonomy places the organism in Eukaryota, Metazoa, Chordata, Mammalia, Rodentia, Castoridae. The record is from RefSeq and is a predicted model, not a curated record. Gene Ontology annotation, biological process: regulation of transcription by RNA polymerase II. Gene Ontology annotation, cellular component: nucleus.
AGGGGAAGGGCGGGGGGGCGGCCAUGGAGCGGGUCAGCGACGCGUCCUGCGGCCCGUCGGGUUGCUACACCUACCAGGUGAGCAGACACAGCACCGAGAUGCUGCACAACCUGAACCAGCAGCGCAAGAACGGCGGGCGCUUCUGCGACGUGCUGCUGCGGGUGGGCGACGAGAGCUUCCCCGCGCACCGCGCCGUGCUGGCCGCCUGCAGCGAGUACUUCGAGUCGGUGUUCAGCGCCCAGCUGGGCGACGGCGGGGCCGCGGACGGGGGUCCCGCGGACGUGGGGGGCGCGGCGGCGGCUCCGGGCGGCGGGGCCGGGGGCAGCCGGGAGCUGGAGAUGCACACCAUCAGCUCCAAGGUGUUCGGGGACAUCCUGGAUUUCGCCUACACGUCCCGCAUCGUGGUACGCCUGGAGAGCUUCCCCGAGCUCAUGACGGCCGCCAAGUUCCUGCUGAUGAGGUCGGUCAUCGAGAUCUGCCAGGAAGUCAUCAAGCAGUCCAACGUGCAGAUCCUGGUGCCCCCGGCUCGGGCCGACAUCAUGCUCUUUCGGCCCCCUGGGACCUCCGACUUGGGCUUCCCUUUGGACAUGACCAACGGGGCAGCCUUGGCGGCCAACAGCAAUGGCAUCGCCGGUAGCAUCCAGCCGGAGGAGGAGGCGGCGCGGGCGGCAGGUGCGGCCAUUGCGAGCCAAGCCUCCCUGCCUGUGUUACCUGGGGUGGACCGCUUGCCCAUGGUGGCCGGACCCCUGUCCCCCCAACUGCUGACUUCCCCAUUCCCCAAUGUGGCAUCCAGUGCCCCUCCACUGACGAGCAAGCGAGGCCGGGGCCGUCCUAGGAAGGCCAACCUGCUGGACUCAAUGUUCGGGUCCCCAGGGGGCCUGAGGGAGGCAGGCAUCCUUCCAUGUGGCCUUUGUGGCAAGGUGUUCACCGAUGCCAACCGGCUCCGGCAACACGAGGCCCAGCACGGUGUCACCAGCCUCCAGCUGGGCUACAUCGAUCUGCCUCCUCCGAGGCUGGGCGAGAAUGGGCUGCCCAUCUCCGAGGACCCCGACGGCCCCCGAAAGAGGAGCCGGACCAGGAAGCAGGUGGCUUGCGAGAUCUGUGGCAAAAUCUUCCGCGACGUGUACCAUCUCAACCGGCACAAGCUGUCCCACUCCGGGGAGAAGCCCUACUCCUGCCCCGUCUGUGGGCUGCGGUUCAAGAGAAAAGACCGCAUGUCCUACCACGUGCGGUCCCAUGAUGGGUCCGUGGGCAAACCCUACAUCUGCCAGAGCUGUGGGAAAGGCUUCUCCAGGCCCGAUCACUUGAACGGACAUAUCAAGCAGGUGCACACUUCUGAACGACCUCACAAGUGUCAGACCUGCAACGCUUCUUUUGCCACCCGAGACCGUCUGCGCUCCCACCUGGCCUGUCAUGAAGACAAGGUGCCCUGCCAGGUGUGUGGGAAGUAUUUACGGGCAGCGUACAUGGCAGACCACCUGAAGAAGCAUAGCGAGGGGCCCAGCAACUUCUGCAGCAUCUGUAACCGAGGUUUCUCCUCUGCCUCCUACUUAAAGGUCCAUGUUAAAACCCACCACGGUGUUCCCCUUCCCCAGGUCUCCAGGCACCAGGAGCCCAUCCCGAAUGGGGGAGCAGCAUUCCACUACGCCAGGACCUAUGGCAACAAAGAAGGCCAGAAAUGCUCACAUCAGGAUCCGAUUGAGAGCUCCGACUCCUACGGUGACCUCUCAGACGCCAGUGACCUGAAGACGCCGGAGAAGCAGAGCACCAAUGGCUCUUUCUCCUGCGACAUGGCAGUCCCUAAAAACAAGAUGGAGUCUGACGGGGAGAAGAAGUAUCCGUGCCCUGAAUGUGGGAGCUUCUUCCGCUCCAAGUCCUACUUGAACAAACACAUCCAGAAGGUGCAUGUCCGGUCCCUCGGGGGCCCCCUGGGGGACCUGGGCCCUGCCCUUGGGUCCCCUUUCUCUCCCCAGCAGAACAUGUCUCUCCUCGAGUCCUUUGGGUUUCAGAUCGUUCAGUCGGCGUUCGCGUCAUCUUUAGUAGAUCCUGAGGUGGACCAGCAGCCCAUGGGGCCCGAGGGGAAGUGAGGCAGAUGCCGUGUCCCCAAGGACACGGCCAUCAGGGACUGCUGAGAAGUGCUGUGAAUGCGGAGGAAGUGAUGUCUUUGGGGUCUGUAGCUGAGAGAUUUUUAUUUGUUUUUAACGCCCCCUACACCCACCCUCGCCCCAUUUCCUCCUGAUCACCCCGCGCCCAGUGGUCUUUAGAAAUGGGCUCAUCUGAUACUCUGCAGACGUACCUGUGAGGCCCGGCUUGCGACCAGGGCAGAAAACACUACAUAGGCCUCUAAGUCAGCACCACUCCCGGUUUCUCUUAUGUGCAGAAGCCAGAAUUCCUGGUGCUCAAUUCUUAGUGACCCCAACCCCAAGCCCAAGCCCAAGCCCCAUGGCAUUCUGGGACCUCAGAGAUUUUGGUUCCUUCACACUUCCCCAAUUCCUAUUUCCCUUCAAAAGAAACCUCAGUAGGGUCUCCGCACACUCACACAACCUCGAUGCCCAACUGUUUUAAGGAAGCCCGAAGCCUGCAGCAUCCCACGGACCAUGGGUGAGUGCCCUCCAAGAGCCCCCAGGCUGAGCCCUUGACCUGGAGGGCCUCCCACCUUCCUGAGCCCUGCUGGAGGCUAGCAUUUCACUGCUAGCCCGAUAAACUCAGCUACUGAGGACGCCCCACCCCAAAUUCCAUCUCUUACACAAUCUUAACCAUUCAACUUGCUGUUGGGUUCUAAUUCUAUAAUUAUUAUUAUUAUUGGUAUUAUUUUUAGGACCAGUUGUAGUGAAUUGCUACUGAAAGCUAUCCCAGGUAAUACAGAGCUCUUUGUAAACCGCAGUCACACGUUAGGGUUAGUAUUAAACCUUGUUUAGAUGUACCAUAAUUAACUUGGCUAGUUGAUCGUUUGAAGUCUAUGGAAGAAAUAGUUUUAUGCAAAAUUUAAAAAAAAAAAAUGCCAGUCUGGUCAGGAAGGUAGGAGGUGUCAAUGCUGUGGGGAGCCAGGAAGGUCUAGAGCCAGCAGGUAGGGACAUUGUGUACCUUGACUGUGUCACGUGAGCAAGUUCAGGUUGACCUCGUGAUGUGAAUUGAUCUGAUCAGACUGUAUUAAAAACAUUAGUACCUUGC